This is a messenger RNA of Pezoporus occidentalis (night parrot), 917 nucleotides long. It is a transcript of the gene PYM1, whose product is annotated as PYM homolog 1, exon junction complex associated factor. Bases 77 to 673 code for a protein of 198 amino acids. The transcript has 3 exons. Lineage: Eukaryota; Metazoa; Chordata; Aves; Psittaciformes; Psittacidae. Gene Ontology annotation, molecular function: RNA binding. The record is from RefSeq and is a predicted model, not a curated record. Gene Ontology annotation, cellular component: cytoplasm; exon-exon junction complex. Gene Ontology annotation, biological process: exon-exon junction complex disassembly.
UUCGAGGCCACGCCCUACAGCCGCCAAUAACGUCCGGGGCGGGGCCUGCAGGCCGGAAGUGUGUCGUGCUCGCAAGAUGGCGACUCCCUAUGUGACUGAUGAGACCGGGAAGUACAUUGCCUCGACACAGCGCCCAGACGGGACGUGGCGGAAGCAGCGGCGGGUGAAGGCCGGUUACGUGCCACAGGAGGAGGUGCCGGUGUACGAAAACAAAUAUGUCAAGUUCUUCCGGAGCAAACCCGAGCUGCCACCAGGGCUGAACCCAGAGGCAGCAGCAGCACCCGGGAAAGCAGAGCCUGGCGACACAGGACUGUCCAAGGCAGCCAAACGGAACUUGAAACGGAAGGAGAAGAGGAAGCAGCAGCAGGAAAAGGGGGAGCGGGACACGGAUGAACUGAUUCAGGCACUGGAGCGCUCGGCACUGUCGGAGCCGCUGCCCGGCUGUGGCGCCACCAGCCCCAUCAUGAGCCCUGGCACCAGCCCCGGUGAUGCUCCGGCCUCAGAGAGGAGCCGGAGGCUGAAGAACCUGCGGAAGAAGUUGCGGCAGGUAGAGGAACUGCAGCAGCGCCUGGACGCUGGUGAGGUCCCAAAUCCCACCCGCGAGCAGCUUGAGAAGCUGAGCCGGAGGAAAACGCUGGAGGAGGAACUGCGGGGCCUGGAGAGGGACUCAUAAGGGGGGGAAUCAGGGGGUGUGGGGGGGGUAUUGGAAUGGUUGUUCCCACUGUUGGGAACGCAGCAGCGCUUGGACGCUUCUCCCUUUAUCCCUCUUCUUUUUUAUUUCCUGUUUUAUUUUAUUGGGGGGGUCUCAUUGUGUGGCCCCCUCCCUGCCCAGCCCUUCAUGUUCCGUGUCGUGGCCUUGUCCCGGCCUUGUUUCAAACCCCGGUGACAAUAAACCCAGCAGAGCCCCAGCGUCAGCA